AUGUCAUCCUCUUCCGGUGAAACCAUUACUGUGUCUGCGUCACAGUCCAUCCUCUCCGUCAACAUGAUGAACAUGACUAAGCUCACCAGCACAAACUUCUUGAUGUGGAGUCGUCAAGUCCGUGCAUUGCUCGAUAGUUACGACCUCAUCGCCUAUGUCGAUGAAACCGUUGUCGUUCCCCCACUCACAACCACCACCGAUGGUGUUACCUCCGACAACCCAGAUUACAAGAUCUGGAAGCGACAAGAUCGCUUGAUUUACAGUGCACUUUUGGGUGCUAUCUCUCUCUCCGUUCAACCGUUGCUCUCCAACACCACCACCUCUGCUGAGAUCUGGUGUGACAAGUUGAUUGAGGCUUAUUUCCAAGGUCUUACCACACGGUUUGAUCAGUUGGCUCAUUUGGGUAACCCCAUGGUGCAUGAAGAUCAGCUCGAGAAGAUUCUCGGUGGUAUUCCAGAGGAGUUCGGUCGUGUUGUCGAUCAGCUUGAAGGACGUGAUCGAACUCCGACUCUUGCUGAGGUUUACGAGAAGUUGCUUUAUCAUGAAGUUAAACUCAAGAGUGUUGUCAUGUCUUCGCCGUAUCUUCCAGCUACUGCGAAUGCCGUCAAUGUUCGUGGUUCUCAGUCUCGCGGACAAUCUCGUGGCUAUCAACACAACUCUCGUCAACACAACGCUUUGCGCUCACAAAACUCUGCUCCUCGUGGCUAUCAAGGUCGUUGUCAGAUUUGUGGCGUCUAUGGCCAUAGUGCACGCCGUUGCUCUCACUUUCAAGUUUCUGGUGCUCCUUUCAACAACAACACUCCGACAUCCGUUCCAUGGCAGCCCCGCGCUAACAUGGCCACCACAACUCCAUGGCUUCUUGAUUCGGGGGCUACUCAUCAUCUUACGACCGACUUGAGCAAUCUCUCUCUCCAACAGCCUUACAAUGGCGGUGAAGAGGUUACCAUUGCCGACAACACUGGUCUUCCUAUUUCCCACACGGGUGAAGGAUCUCAAAACGGGGGUCCGGUUGCUGCAAGGGAGAACUAA
Camelina sativa (false flax) is the source of this 1029-nucleotide messenger RNA. The record is from RefSeq and is a predicted model, not a curated record. NCBI's taxonomy places the organism in Eukaryota, Viridiplantae, Streptophyta, Magnoliopsida, Brassicales, Brassicaceae.